AUGGAGAGCAGUGACAAUUUCUUCCAUGAAGCUAGCUACCUAGACCAAGAAGGUCAAUUUAGAACCUCAAGGGUGCCCGUGGUUCAAGAAAUCGCUCGUCGCGGGAUUAAACACUUGCCUAAGAGGUUUGCUAGGGUGUAUUCUCAACACAAUCGUGAUCCGGUUACCUCAUUUUUAGCUGAUGAUGUUUCGGAGUUCCUACCAUCAGUAAGUAUGGCCAACUUACGGGCCCGGUUCAAACCCGAGGACCGAGCCCAAGAGCUGGCCAAGCUAGCAAGUGGGGCAAGAGCUUGGGGCAUGUUCGUAAUCAAGGACCACGGUGUACCUUGGUCUGUGUUGCAAGGUGUGAGGGAUGUGGUUAAGGAGUUCUUUGGGCUGUCGUUUGAAGAGAAGAAAGCAAGUGUUGGGUCGUAUGUGAGUGUAGACAACAUGGGUUAUGGCCGGAACUUUGUGAAGUCGGAAGAUCAGCCGCUGGACUGGAUUGAUCGUGUGACUAUGAAAGCAGCUCCUGCUGGAGCCACCCAAGGGCUCCACGUUUGGCCUCAAAGGCCUGCCAAUUUCAGGCAUGCUAUAGAGCAAUACGUUGCAGAAGCAAGAUCCAUCUUGAAUGACUUAUUGGAUGCCCUAGCCGAAGCCUUGUUGCUAGAAAGACAUGCAUUCCUCCAAAACUUUGACCCCAACGAAAGUGAGAUCAAUGUAAGAGUCAACUACUACCCACCAUGUCCUAGACCAGACCUUGCCCUUGGUCUAACUCCACAUUCUGAUGCCAGCGCCCUCACCCUCCUCAUGCAAUUCGACCCGGGGGCUGCCGGAGGCCUCCAAGUGUUGAAAGACAUGAAAUGGGUCAGUGUGACUUGGCCACCAGAGGCAUUGCUGGUGAAUGUGGGAGAUUUGCUAGAGAUCAUGAGCAAUGGGAGGUUGAAGAGCCCAUGGCAUAGGGUUGUGACCCAAAUGGACAUAGAUCGGUUUUCAGUGGCUUUGUUCUAUAAUCCAUCUCCCCAAACUGAGAUUGAGCCCAUCAGGGAUUGUUCCUCGAGUGAUGAGGAGUAUAAGAAGGUGGUUGUGGGUGAUUAUUUGCAGCAUCUUUAUAAGAUUAGUCCUACCAUGGAGAAAGAAGCUAUCAACUUUUCUAAAACUCCAAAACCCUAAUGGGGACAUGUGUGUA
This is a messenger RNA of Prunus avium (sweet cherry), 1165 nucleotides long. RefSeq names its product protein LATERAL BRANCHING OXIDOREDUCTASE 1-like. The record is from RefSeq and is a predicted model, not a curated record. Lineage: Eukaryota; Viridiplantae; Streptophyta; Magnoliopsida; Rosales; Rosaceae.